Messenger RNA from Rotaria socialis, 801 nucleotides. The record is from the annotation of a GenBank genome assembly. Lineage: Eukaryota; Metazoa; Rotifera; Eurotatoria; Philodinida; Philodinidae.
AUGAGAACACUAUUGGCCAAUUAUUCAGUUCAAACAUGGGUCAGUGCGUUAACUGGCGCUACGAUUGUUGGUCUUGUUGGUGUUUUACCUCUUUUUAUUUUUCCUAAUGAACAAAGCAAAAAAGAUAAACCGUAUUUGGAAUUGCUACUAAGUGUAGCUGUUGGCAGUCAAUUAGCUGAUGUUUUUUUGCAUUUAUUACCAGAAGCAUUUUCACAUCCACACGCAUCAUCAACAUAUAUUGGUCUUUGGACACUUGUCGGCCUUUUUAUAUUUUUUAUUAUUGAGCAAAUAUUUUCUCAAGUUCAUUAUAAUCAAAAUUUUAAUUAUAAAUCUUGCAAAAUUACACAUCGAAAAAGCAAAGCGACUGGAUAUUUAAAUUUAUUAGCAAAUUUUAUAGAUAAUUUAACACAUGGUGCAGCUAUUGGUGGUAGUUUUGCUGUUAGCCCUUUAAUAGGUGUGACAACGCUUGUUGGAAUUAUAAUUCAUGAAAUUCCUCAUGAAAUUGGAGAUUUUGCUAUUCUCUUACAAUCAGGUUUUGAUCGUUGUCAAGCAACGAAAGCUCAAUUUAUGACUGGCUUAGGAGGAAUUCUUGGCGCUUCUAUUGCACUUUGUUAUUCAAAUUUUCUUCAUAGCACUUUAUGGGUUUUACCUUUCACAAGUGGCGCUUUUCUUUAUGUAGCUUUAGUUAAAACAGUACCUGAUUUAUUAAAAGAAAAUGAUUUAAAACAUUCAUUUCGACAAUUGAUUGGUGUUCUUGGUGGUCUUCUUAGCAUUUAUUUUAUUGUGAUUUAUGUUGGAUAA